UCCUUCUGAGAGACUUCUCAGUUAGAGGGUCUUGAAUUUGUCGAAAACACAUAACCAUCACAUACCCCAUACUACUCACAACAUCGGGAGAUUCCCCUAAAUGUCGAUUCUUGGAAGUAAUUCAUAAAAUUACAAUAAAACGAAUAAUAUCGUUUUUUUCUUGGUAAAUAAUAUGAAGCAAGAUGAGCAGCUCCCCAUCGAUGAUGAGUCAAAUAAAAGAAGUUUGCGAUCCACUAUGGAUUUGAAAAGCCAUGAACAGGUUUCUAAUGGUCCCAUUAAAAUUCAAGUUUCUUCAAAUAAUGUUGACGAUAAUAUUGAUUUUAAUCCAGCAAUUGCCGCAUUGAGAAAAGCAAAACGAAUAGUCAUCGUCACCGGCGCUGGUAUUUCAUGUGGAGCAGGAAUUCCCGAUUUUCGGUCCUCUGAUGGACUCUUUUCUUCACUCCGGUCAGAAUAUAAGUUAAAUUGUUCUGGAAAAGAAUUGUUUGAUGGCGCGGUAUAUCGUGAUUUGAAAAGUGUAAAUAUCUUCCAUGAAAUGAUCAAAAAGCUUCAUGAACUUUCAGAUAAUGCUGUCCCCACAGACUUUCAUUAUUUUUUGUCAAAACUAGCCAAAGAUUCCAAACUUCUUCGUUUAUAUACUCAGAAUAUAGAUUUUCUCGAAACACGGCUUGAAGGUUUGCAGACAUGCACUCCUUUGCCUCAAUCAGCACCUUGGCCUACGUCUAUACCACUCCAUGGGACAUUAGAAGUCGCACGGUGUACGAGAUGCCCCUUCGUUCGACCCUUCCAUCCUGAUUUAUUUGAGAAAGAUGGUCUUACAGCUUGUCCUGAAUGCAGAACUCAAAAUGAAGUCCGUCGUAUAGCUGGAAAACGACUGAUUAUGGAAGGAUGUUUACGUCCACGAAUUGUUCUCUACAACGAAGGGCAUCCAGAUUCAGAAGCGAUUGGAGCUGUUUGUUCGCAAGACUUGAAAUCAAGGCCCGAUUGUUUAAUUGUUGCGGGCACCUCCUGCAAAAUUCCCGGUGUUAAAAGAAUUAUAAAGGAAAUGAGCAAUAGCGUACACCGUCAAAAAGGUUCAGUAAUUUGGCUAAAUCAUGAUGCUCCUACAAAGGAAUUUGCCAACUUGUGCGAUAUAAUUAUUGAGGGAGACUGUCAGACUGCUAUUCGUAUAAUGAAACCCUCUUUGGAAGCUUCAAGGUGGAAACCAAAGGUUCACUCGACUACAACUUCAGUUGCCAAAAAACGGACUUCAGGACAAGCAAAACUUACUGCUACCACGAAGAUCACGAAAACCGAAUCUCCUGCAAAAAAGGUAAAAAAAGAAAGAUCUCCAUUGGAAUCAAUAAACAAAGUGAUGAAGCCUGUCGAAAUGCUGGAAAGGGGCGUGAAACCUGAGGUGGAAUACUCUGACUUUUCUAAGCGCUCUUAAACCGUAUAUCCUAGCGGCUCGAUCUACAUUGUAUUCUAUUAGCACUGUAUCUCAUAAUCCUUUUUUUUCUGACUUUUAUCCACCCCUUUUCCUAUUCUUAUACCUUUUGUUUUAGUUGUUGGUUGGCCUGAACAAUGCUUCUAGUAAGGUUUCGGACCCUUUUCGAAAUCCAAACAGGCUAAUCAACUCAUGGAAGCGAUAUUUAAUAUUUUUUGUAAGUAAUGAAAUAGACUCCGCGCUCUUUUGGGGUACUUUUUUUGGUUUAAAUAAUAUAUUAUACUCCG
Molecule: messenger RNA, 1710 nt
Organism: Schizosaccharomyces octosporus yFS286
Lineage: Eukaryota; Fungi; Ascomycota; Schizosaccharomycetes; Schizosaccharomycetales; Schizosaccharomycetaceae
Product: Sir2 family histone deacetylase Hst4
Exons: 2
Coding region: 173-1426 (417 amino acids)
Biological process (GO): replication-born double-strand break repair via sister chromatid exchange; negative regulation of transcription by RNA polymerase II; pericentric heterochromatin formation
Cellular component (GO): mating-type region heterochromatin
Molecular function (GO): NAD+ binding; histone deacetylase activity, NAD-dependent
Source: RefSeq, a predicted model, not a curated record